AUGUCAAGAAAAGGUGAUCAAUUUUAUUCACGCGAUUUCAACGCACCAUCACAUAGACGACGUCGAGCUGAUGCAGCAGAAGAUGUUAACAGAUAUCCAGAAUUUCAUAUACACUCGUCUAGAUACGAAUUAGUAUUUAUGAAUGAGAACACGCCGAUGGAUUUGUUAAAUCAAAUAUUACAUCACGUUGAUCUUUGCAAACAGUAUUCGAUAGAUACUGAAUCUGAAUGCGACAAUAAUCAAUUGUCACUGAUACAAGUAAAUUCAAUCCCAGACACACCACCGUCACUCGUCAUGUUAUUUGAAUUACAACACUUCCCCAGUCGACAUGAGCGAAAGUAUGGAAUGCUCCUCGAAAUUUUCCAAUCGAUAUUUAGGUCUAAUAAUGAAAUAUUCUCCUGGGGCCAAAUGUCAAAGGAGCUUGAGCCAGUAAGAACUUUACUUAUUUGGCCGAUUCGAGCAACACUCAUCAACAUUCAACCGCACUUUUCUACUUGGUAUGAAUGGGCUCGGACCCGAUGUGGGGUCCUGAGCUCGUGGGAGAAAGAUGGACAAUCACAACGUCAACAUCAACCCUGCAAAUGUCAUCGGGCAUCAGUAUACAAAAAUACUGAAUUAUGGUCUUUACAAAACGCGUUCAAGUUUGGGUGUGAAUUACAUAUCAGCAAAUCAUGUACGAUGAGUCACUGGUCUCAACCACUAUCGUCCAGCAACUCAACAUUAUCAUACCACAAACGGAAAGAAAUGAUCAGUUAUGCGGUGCAUGAUGUUAUUGCCGUGACUUACUUGAUUCGACCGAUCAGUGAACAUUGGACAUUCGACCAAAUUAAACACCGAAAUAUGGAUGAACUGUUUAAGGCAUUCGAAUUGAUCCAAUUACCGUUAACACCAAUGCCACGGAACAAAAAGAAAAAAGCUAAAAACAUUAACGUGCACAAAAUUGCCAAGAUAUUACAAUGUAAUCAAUCAGACAUUGAAUCAAUAUCUGAUGAAGAAAUUUAUUUGCACCAGUUAAUUCCACCAGCAUCUGAUGGUGUCAUUCCACCAACAUUCGAUGAUGUCAUUCCACCAGCAUUCGAUGAUGUUAUUCCACCAGCAUUCGAGGGUGUUAUUCCACCAGAGUCCGUUGAUGGAGAGAUAUCGCUACAAGGAACACCACCCGUCCGUUACGAUCGAGAAUCGAUCGAAAAUAUUCGACCAUAUCUUGCAACAGUUGAAAGUGAAAAGGCACGGACAACUGUGGGAAAAGAUUGUCGGGUGGUUAGAGUGGAUCGAGUUCAAGAGAAUAUAACAUCGAAUAGAACGAAUCGAUCAAAGCAUCAGCAAAGAAGUCACGAGGCAAGACACCGAAAGAACCAGAAACACAACAAACAACGCCGCAAAUACCGAUAUCGAUAUUCAAUCACUAGGAGAAGAUACAAGCGAUUUACGUUACGCUUGAUCCGCCGCAUCCUUCGUCUAUACCAAGUCAAAUUCGUACACGUGAAAGAACUUAGUGAUGAUCGAAUACUUAUUGGCUUGAAGAACAUAGAAGAGCAGCAUGAAGCGGAACGUGUAUUAAGCAUGGACAUCUUCAAUCAUCGAGGAUAUUAUCAUUAUCGACGAAAAUUCAGUCAUUAA
Messenger RNA from Adineta ricciae, 1620 nucleotides. The record is from the annotation of a GenBank genome assembly. Lineage: Eukaryota; Metazoa; Rotifera; Eurotatoria; Adinetida; Adinetidae.